Molecule: messenger RNA, 1808 nt
Organism: Aphanomyces invadans
Lineage: Eukaryota; Oomycota; Saprolegniomycetes; Saprolegniales; Verrucalvaceae
Exons: 3
Coding region: 43-927 (294 amino acids)
Biological process (GO): regulation of cyclin-dependent protein serine/threonine kinase activity
Cellular component (GO): plasma membrane
Molecular function (GO): protein kinase binding
Source: RefSeq, a predicted model, not a curated record
GCCCCCUGUGAGCUCCUCAGUGCGACUUCGGCGAGGACGAUCAUGGGCGGCGAUGCAGUCAGCUUGGCCGUGAGCAUCUCGCCGUCGCCGCCGCCAAAGCGCGUCCAGUUCGAUUUGGAAGACGAAGCCCGACACUUCCAACCGACUCAUACAGUGUGUACGCCGCGCCUCCGCACGAAUGGUCUCAAGUACCGCGCGCCCGACGCCCGCGUGGACGUGAGUGAAACACUCCCGCCUCCAAGCAGCGUAGCCAAGCCCAACUACGACGACUCGUUGCGUCGUGUGUCUGUCGUGUUGUACCAGCACAUUCGCCGGUGCGAAAAGCGCCUGCGCGAAUCCCGAGGCGGCGGCGCCGGCAUCGUGCCGCCGGGUGGUUUCCAUGGUCUGUUUCACUCGACGAGUGCUCCCGCCGCCAGCACCAACGCAGUGGCGGACUCGAUUGUCCAGGGCGGCGACGGAUCUGCCGACGACAACGACCCAGUGCACGACGAGCCGCCGUUCGAUUCGUCGACGGUGCUCAAUGGCCAAACCGUGCUGUCGAAUCUCGGCGUGUCCCGCGACCGCGUCUUUGACGAAGAGCAUUUUGUGACGCCGCAGUACACGUACCAGUUCGUGCGGCUCCCGAUGCUGCAUCCGCUCACGUACUACAAGAUGGACAAAGUGUCAUGCAAGACGCACAUCCCGUCCGUGGACGAGAUCUUCCGCUUUUGCAAGAACCUGUUCAACCGCGCGCAGCUGAGCGCGGAAUGCACGAUCGUGUGCCUCAUCUACAUUGAGCGGCUCAUGGAGCGGGCGUCGAUUCCGUUGCUCGGGUCGAGCUGGAAGCCGAUUGUGCUGUGCGGGCUCCUUCUCGCGUCCAAGGUGCAUUUCGUCGAUCGUACGUUGCGCAUGGCUGACGGCGCUGCACGCAGGUGUGGCAAGAUUUGAGCUCGUGGAAUGUUGAGAUCUCGAACGUCUUUCCGCAGUUUCCGCUGCACAGCAUCAACCGCCUCGAGCGGCUCUUUUUGCACUACAUUCAGUGGGACUUGUACAUUUCAGGGUCGGUCUAUGCCAAGUAUUACUUUGCGCUGCGCAGCUUGACCGAGAAGAAGGACUUUCGGCGGCGGUACAACUACACGAUCAAGAUCGACCCGCCCAAUUCAAAGCGCCUCGAGGAACGCAGUGCCGCCGUCAAGAACGAGCUCUACUCGCGCAGUGUCUAACACGUGAUUACUGUCGUUGGAUGAUGCGCCGCCGCCGCACACGAGCCUCAGACGACGCUGUCGUUGUGGGCCGAACAACAGGUCCACCCCCACGUGUGCGCGACAUCUGCUCGCCAACACCCUCUCGACCGCCGCCCACGAAUGCACACACUCGGCAGGAUGCACGCAUGGAUGCUCCCUUGUCUUGGUGACGUGCGUCCUCGCGCACGUGCUCAACGUCCGCGUCGACGCAAUGCAGUCGUAGCCAAGUCGACAUGACUUGUCGGACGAACGGAGGCGGAGUCGUCUCGAACGUCGGUAGCCCAUCGCUCCGCUCGCUCUGUCGUGCCUGCGUCAUCGUCUCGAUCGUUGGCCAAGCCAGGACGCCAUCCCUUUGGUGCUGCCUGCGACGCCGAUCGACAGGUCACGCAACCUCCGUGCACGUCGCCGUGUUGGUCCGCCACGUCGCGAAGCACCUCGUCGCGGCCAUGACGAAUGCCAUGCUGUCAACACAAGGCGCAGGCAGCGCCAAGUGGGGUAAGCCGCGACUCGACCCUUUAAAUCGGUCUCCUCCUGGCUGGACGACGCCUGCCGCGCUCCACGUCCCUGGUGAUUGUGGCCACCGAC